Messenger RNA from Penicillium malachiteum, 1611 nucleotides. Its product is annotated as amidase signature enzyme. Bases 1 to 1611 code for a protein of 536 amino acids. The transcript has 10 exons. The record is from RefSeq and is a predicted model, not a curated record. Lineage: Eukaryota; Fungi; Ascomycota; Eurotiomycetes; Eurotiales; Aspergillaceae.
AUGGCCAGGACAGCAUUCCCGCACGCCUGGAAGCAAGGAAACAUCCCAACGGGUGUCACCUUGGCCCGGAAUGGCCCUCCACUUUUCGAUGCUGCCAGAGAAACUGCCCAUAGUCUGCAAGAUUUGAUGACCCAGGAAAUCCUCAAGAGCACUGAUAUAGUUGAAGAGUAUGUUCGACGCAUCGAGGAAUAUAAUGGAUACCUCCAUGCUGUUUCCGAGUAUGCCCCAGGGGUAAUGAAAAGAGCUCGAGAGAUGGACGAAAGUCGAGCGAAGGGAAAUAUCCUUGGACCCCUCCACGGCAUACCAGUCCUUAUCAAGGACACCUUCGCUACUGAACCAGGCCUCAAAAUGUCUACCACUGCGGGAGCGGUUGCCCUGAUUGGAUCGCAGCCUUCCAAGAACUCAGCGGUUGUAAACAAGUUGCUCGAGGCUGGGGCAGUGAUUCUGGGAAAGACUACAGUGUCGGAACUCAGUUUCCGGAAGGGCUCUGGGAUUCCAUGCGGCUGGUCUGCAAUUGACGGUCAAGGACAGUCUCCUUAUGUUUGGGGAGGAUUUGACGUCAAUGACUCAAUUGGAGGACAUAGCGCACCAGGAGGUUCGUCAUCUGGCGUCUCUAUCGCAGUUGGCGCGAGCUUGGCGGCUGUUGGAGUGGGAGUUGAUACCGAUGCAUCCAUCACUGCGCCAGCAAUUAGAGCGUCAUUGUACUCGAUCAGACCUACGACUGGUAUAGUGUCUGUUGAGGGGGUUAUUCCAGUCACAAAGUCAUUUGAUGUUGCUGGUCCAAUGGCCAAGGACGUUCGCGAUGUCGCAGACAUGUUGACCGUUCUUGUGGACUCCUCUAAGACUCAAGUCCCAGAGGGUGGCUAUUCCUCGGCUAUAAAUGACAGCUGGAAAGAUCUGCGAGUCGGUACACUUGAUCCAAAUACUUGGAAUUACCCGGAAUUCUUGGUAAAGCCGGAACCUGAGGCAACGGAGCAAAUGACCAAGGCAACUCUGGACGCAUAUUCUAAAAUAAAGGCUCUAGCAGCUGGCUAUCAUGAGAAUAUUGACCUUCCUUCGGUGGGAGAGUUUGUGCUGGAUGGUACCCAUGCUUUCUAUACGACUUUAGAUGUCGAGUAUCCCCAGGCCUUGGAUGAAUAUCUUGAAGGCCUAGUAUCCUCUCCGGUGAGAAGCAUGCAAGAGCUGGUGGAAUGGAAUGAGGCGCACGCAGAAGAGGCGCUUCCAUCUGCGUAUCCAAACCAGGACCUUUUGACGACUGCCCUUAAUACCAACCUCUCGCCGGAAAAAAUACAGCUUUUACGAGAUCACUAUCUUAAAGUGGGCUCUAAUUUGGACAGGAUGUUUGAGGAGUACAAUAUCAACAUCAUUGUUGGGCCCGGGGACUGUUUCUUGCCAACAUACGCUUCAUCUAAAGGCUAUCCAAUCGCUGCGGUGCCUUUGACUUAUCUCGACUUCAAGGGUCGACCAAUUGGCUUGCAGGCAAUUGCUCCAGCUCACAGAGAAGAUGUUUUACUGAAUUUCAUGGCUGCUUACGAGACUUCCAUCGCGCAGAGAAAGCCCCCUGUCGCAUUUAUGGAAGCAGUCUCUUCGCAGAAGCCUUCUCAGCUUUGA